Molecule: messenger RNA, 1497 nt
Organism: Cornus florida
Lineage: Eukaryota; Viridiplantae; Streptophyta; Magnoliopsida; Cornales; Cornaceae
Exons: 2
Coding region: 1-1497 (498 amino acids)
Source: RefSeq, a predicted model, not a curated record
AUGGCAUACCUAGGAGAAGAUAAAUGCUUCAUUGAAAGUGUAGAUCCAGACAUCAUGUCUUAUGAUGAUAUUCAAGACAUGGUUGACCAAUUAGGUUAUGGGGUGAUUACUCAAGUAUUUUACACAGUACCAUAUUUAGAGGGUAGUCAGAAGUUCAGAGAAAUCAAGUGUGAUUUGGAUGUUUUGAGAAUGUUUUAUGAUUAUGAAGCUCAAGGAGAAACCAACUUGAUAAAGUUGUACAUUGUUGCACCUUUCUUGAAUAUGCAAGGGUAUGAGGUUCCAAUAGACAUUGCUGAAAAAGAGGACUCAACUAAUGAUUUUGAACAACUGGAAUCAGACUAUGCUCCUAGUGAUGAGUUAAUUAGUCUAUGUAGCUCUGAUGAAGAGGAUAGUGGUCCUAUGCAGCAAGAAUAUAUGCCUUCAAGGGAUUUAGGGGUCAAAGAAGUAGAAUUAGGCAUGAAAUUUGGGACUGCUGCAGAUUUUAGAUUGGCAGUUAGGGAAACAGCAUUAAAGAAAAGGUUUGAUGUAAAGUUUACAAAGAAUGAUGGAGAUAGGGUGAAUGUAGUUUGUAAAAAUGAGUGUGGUUGGAAGAUUUAUGCUAGCAAACCAGAGGAUGAGGAUUGUUUGAUAGUGAAGACAUAUGUGACUGAACAUACAAACUGCCUUUGGUUUCAAACUAAUUCACAGGCUUCGUCUUCUUACUUAGCUAAUAAGUAUUUAGAGCAGUUGAGAUCAAACCCAAAGAUGCCUCUUCAGACACUUAAGAGGACUAUUGCUUGUGAGUUGAACAUUGAUGUGUCAGAACACAAAGUCAAAAGGGCUAAAAGAAAAGCAUUGAAAGUUAUUGAGGGAGAUGAGGCAGAGCAGUAUGGCAAGAUGAGGGAGUACUGUCAGUUGAUCUGUGCAUCUAACCCUGGCAGUGUUGUUAAAAUUCAGACUGAGCCCACAUGUGAGGAGAAUGUGAGGAAAUUUCAAAGGGUUUUUAUUUGUUAUGCAGCAAUGAGAAAUGGUUUUAAAGAAGGUUGUAGGCCACUAAUUGGUGUGGAUGGGUGUUUUCUAAAGGGGCCAUAUGGUGGCCACAUUCUCAGUGCAAUAAGUAUUGAUGGGAAUAACCAAAUGUUCCCAGUAGCCUUUGCAGUAGUGGAAUCUGAGACAAGGGAUUCUUGGAGUUGGUUUAUGACAGAGUUGAUGGAUGCUGUGGGGCCUUAUGAGGAUAUCACAUUCAUAUCUGAUAGGCAGAAGGGUUUAGUAGACACCUUUGAGAAUAUCAUGGUUGGUUCAAAACACAGAUAUUGUGUGAGGCAUCUCUAUAAGAACUUCAAACUGAGGUUCAAAGGGCAGCAACUAAAAAUUGAAUUAUGGGAGGCUGUAAGGUCAUGUACAGAAGCAGAUUUUGAUGCACAUAUGAGGAAGAUACAUGAGUUAAAUGUGGAAGCUUAUAGGUGGCUUCAUAAUGUGCCAUCUGAAUUAUGGUCAAAGUCAGGUUUCUCAUACUAG